Messenger RNA from Chlamydomonas reinhardtii, 8348 nucleotides. RefSeq lists its product as uncharacterized. The transcript has 11 exons. The record is from RefSeq and is a predicted model, not a curated record. Lineage: Eukaryota; Viridiplantae; Chlorophyta; Chlorophyceae; Chlamydomonadales; Chlamydomonadaceae. The coding region runs from base 93 to 6725 and encodes 2210 amino acids.
CUAACAAGCAGACUCGUUCGAUUUGAGAAGUCGGAGCUGCAGGCUCUGAGCUUUUAAAUUAUGCCAAACAUGAAUUAGCAUGCAUAACUGAAAUGAGCAUGUCUCCAUUGGCUUACCGGAGAGGCUGUUCCGAAUCUACCUGGAGUGGUGCACUCAGCCAGGCACAGUGGCUCCCGGAGUCCUCGUCACUGAUACGCUCGCUGAAUUGCAACCAGACCGGCCUUGGGCGAUUGGCGCGCGUCCUUUCGUCGCCAGUUCAGAUCUAUAACGACCUGCUGUGGCAGUCGGGGCCCAAGGCGCCGCGCUGGGUGCAGGGACAAAUUGGCGUGACGGCCCGCCGGCUGUUCAUUGAGCUGCUUUUACCGCCCGCUGUCUACCGCACCGCCUCGCCUUGCUUCUGGUGCUGGUGCUACUGGUGCUUCUGGGACUGCUACUGCCGCGGCGGAGGCUGCGGCAGUGGGGGAGAACGACAUUAUGUCGAUUUCAGCCUGCGCUGGUACCCGCUGAUGGACAUUGUGCUCGGCCUCAUGCACCCGACGUCUUUCCCAGCGGAGUUGGUCUAUGCCGCGUUCAGCCUGGCUUGCAUGCUGCUGCUGGCCGUGUGCCCGCCCGGUCUGCGCCUGGCGCCGCCGGCUGGCUUCUUCGCGCCGCUGCAGCUGGCCAAGUGCGCCGCCAGCAGCGGACUGCUGGUGGCGCUGGAGGCAUGGCGCUGCCGCCUGGCGCGCGGGGGUGCUCGCGUGGGGGCGGGUGGGCAGGGCCCUGGCCACGGCUUGGUGGAAGGUGGCAUGGGUGCUGGCGGCAGCCGCAGUGGAGUCAGGGCGCCGAUGGCCGCGGCGGCCGGGAUGCGGCCGGAUGGCGCGGCCGGCGCCGGCCCUAGCAAGAGCUGGAGCGGCGGCGCAGAUGCUGAUGCAGCUAAGCCGGGGCCGAUGGGAUCGACAGGCCUGACGAGGUCUGGAGCUGGCAGCGCGGGCGGCAGCAAGGAUGCCGCUGACGGUUCGGAGGCUGUUGGGGCAUGGGAGUGGGAGUGCGGCUGGCAGGCGGGUGGGAAAGGCGCGUGCGGGGCAGGGUUGGAGCCAAUGACAGGGCAGGUGCCCGCAGCAGUGCAGGGCUGGCACGCGCCGCCGCCUCCAGUGCCGGGUGCAGCCGUGUGCGUGCCCGGUGGGCACCCGCCUCCCGCUCCCAGGCCCUUCUCGCCGCCUGCCGCAGCCGGCGCCAACCACUUGCGGCGCCAGGGCAGCGGUAGGAGCAGCAGCAGCAGCAGCAGCAGCAGCAGCAGCAGCAGCAGCAGCAGCAGCAGCAGCAGCAGCAGCAGCAGCAGCAGCAGCAGCAGCAGCAGCAGCAGCAGUGUUUGCACCAUUGGUGACGCAGCCAGGCGCAGUCACUCCGAAUCCACCACUGACACGCUUGAGACCAUGGCUGUAGCAAUGGUUGCAGCCGAAGCGGCGGAAGCGGAGGCGGUUGGCGGGUUCCAGGGUGCCGACAGCGGCGGCUCAGCCGCGCCAGCGGAGAGGGGCAGCGAGGCGCCGCGGCCGCAGGUAGUUGCAGCCGCGGCUGGGGCGGCUGCGGCUGCGACUGCGGCUGCGACUGCGGCUGCGGCUGAGGCCGAGGCUGUAGCAGAGGCUGUAGCAGAGGCGGCGCCGCCACAUCCGGCCCCGAGUCAGGUGCUGCACGCGCACGUGUACCGCCUGGGGGGCUGUCCCCCAGGAGACGAGGACGUCCUCGCUACCACUGCGCAGGACGUGCCCUCCGGCGGAGCACCGGUGGCGGCGCCGGCGCCCGCGCUAGUGGCCGAGCUGCAAGUGGCUGCGGCAGCUGCAGGGGGGCUGCCAGUCUCGGUUGUGCCGGUGGCGGCGGCACGCCGUGCCAACUUCCAGCAGCUGCUGCGCGCCGCCCUGGAGCACCACAUGGCGGCUCAGCAGCGGUUGCUGCAGGUGCCGCAAAACCAUGGCGAGGCCGUUGUAACCAACCUCCGCGUGGAGUACGUCACUGGCGCCCGGCCGCACGUGCCGUACCAUGUUCGUACGUGCCUGUACAGCGCGCGCGUGAAGCUGGGCGGCUGCGAUCCCGGGCAGCUGCCAGGCGGCUACCAGCGGCGCCUGGCGGCGGCGGUGGGCGGCUGGGGUCUGACCCUGGAGGCGGUGACGGUGCGGCGCGGCUGCAUGGAGCUGGUGGUGGACGCUCGCGGCAUGCACAUGGGGUUUGAAGAUGGUGGUGACAACUAUGGCGGCCAGCAUGUCGACAGCGACGCCCCUGCCGCCGCCGCCGCCGCCGCCGUUGGCAGCCCUGCUGCUGCGUUCGACACUGGCGCUGGCGCUGGCGUUGGCACUGGCUCCCGCAGUGGAGGCGGAGGUGGAGGUGCAGGUGGAGGUGGGGAUGGCGGUGGCGGUGGCGAGCUGGGUGGGGUUCAUGGCGUCGUGGCGGUGGGCAGCACGCUGGAGGCACCGCUGCGCAACACGAGCGGCCGGCCGCCGCGCUCGCCAGCGCGGUCGGCGCCGGCGCAGCCAGUUGCUGACCCCUCGGUCGGCUCUGUGGCGGUGGGCUCGCAACUUGCAGACAUGGCAGCCGUGUUCAGUCGCGAGUCCGCAAUGGUGCCUGGCUACGGCACUGCCGCCGAGGGCAUAGGCGGCGUCCGCAGCGUUGGCGGCGGCGGCGGUGCUGGCUCUUCGGUGCUGACGCAGCGUCAGCCCGGAGCAGGUGGCGGCGGCGGCGGCGGCAGCCUUAGUGCCAACGGAGGCGGCGGCGUGCUUAUUGACGUGGUGGACGUGGGCGCGCUGAUCCGGGCACUCAAGAUGCCGUCGCCGGAUCAGCAAUCCUUGGAUCUAGAUCUGGCGCCCGCCAGCGACGGCUACAGCACAUCGCCAACGCACGGCCCCCGUAAUGGGGGCGGCGCCAGGGCUGGUUUGGAUUUCGGCGGUGGCGGCGACGGUGGCGGCGAAGAUGGAGGCGGCUGGUACGACGGCGACGGCGGCUAUCGGUUCGGUGCUGACGUGGACAGCUGCGGCAUUGGCGGCGAGGGUGCUGGGGCCUGGCACGAGUGUGGGUACGGCGGGUACGGCGCCGGCAGCCACGUGCUGCCGUCGGCGGCGGUGGUGGGCGUGUCGGCAGGCCCGCACAUGGCGGCGCUGCUGCUGCCCGUGCCGCAGCCGCAGUCGCCGCAGCCGCAGUCGCCGCAGUCGCCGCAGUCACCGCAGCCGCCGGAGCCGCUGCUGGCGGCGGGCAGGCACAUGGCGGAGGAGUACCUCCUGAUACCCGCGGAGUCCGAAGAGGUGGAGGCGCAGGUGGAGGAGUCGCAGGUGGAGGUAGAGGCAGGGGAGACGGCAGCGGAGCGAGAGGAGGUGAAGGGGGAGGCGAUGGGCAGCAAACCCAUCGACACGUGCUCGGAUGCAGGAGACGUUUCCAGGGAUGAGCAGCAGCCAGGCAGCAGCCACAACUCGGCACAGCUGGAGCAUGAGGCGAAGGUGCUACAGCCGCUGCAGCCGUUGCAGCCGCUGCUGGGGCCGCUACAGCCGCCGGCCCACCAGGGCCUGCAGCUGCCGCCCGACCUGCGGGAGCAGCUGCUGCAUCUGCAGCAGGAGCUGCAGCAGCAGCGGCGCCGCGGCACUGCUGCAGGCGCUCUUGCUGCCGGCGGAAUCGGCGGCGCCCGCGGUGGUGGCGCCUGCGGUGGUGUUCGGGACCAGCUCCGGCGGCUGCAGCAGCAGGGCACGGCCUCGGCCUCAGCCUCGGCGGCGGCGGCGGCGGCGGCAGGCCAAAUGACGGUGAUUAACGUCGCAGCGGCGGUCGCAACCGCGCCCGCCGCAGCUGGCGCCGCCGGCGUACAGCCGGUCCACGCCGUGGCCGUGCGCAUCCCGGCGACGGCGGAGGGCCGACCGGCGCGUGGCCUGCCGCCGUCACUGAUGCUGGGCACAGGCAACGCCGCAGGCGCAGCAGGCGUCACACGCGCCGCGUCCGCUGCGCCGGCCCUGCCUUCCAACCUGGCGCUCACCCCGCCUCCGACACGGCCGCCGGCGUCGUGCUUGCUUGGGCCGGGCGCACAAGGAAGCGUCCAGCAGCAGCAGCAGCAGCAGCAGCAGCAGCAGCAGCAGCAGCCGCAGCAACAGCUGCAGCACCUGCAAUUGGUGGGCAUGAUCCGCACGCCUGGCGCCGUGCUGCGCGUAGCCUCGGGACAUGCGGUGGCGACGGCAGCAGCGCCGACAGCACUACCAGCACUGGCUGCUCCUGCAGCGCCGCACCGCCGUCACGGCUACUUACCCCAGCUCUUGGACGUGCACCCGCGCGUGUUGCUGGUGGGCGGAGCUGCCGCCGCGGCAUCCGGGCUUCCUGCGCCGCUGCUGCGGCCGCGGCCCCUCCAAUCCUUGGCCCUGGUUGUGUCCUGGGUGCCGCAGAGCGGCUCCUCAGCUGCCCCUCCGCCUCCGCAGCUGCAGCCAGCCGUUGGCGCUUCUGGCAUUGCUGACGUCAGCGCGGCGCAGCUGCCGGCGGCGCACGUGCUGCUGCGCUCCCAGCGUGACUUCCUCGCAGUGGCGCACAUCUCGCCCGCGGCGGCGCCGCCUGCCGUCGGCUGCACCGCCGGUGCCGCCGCGGCGGCGCCGGUAUUGGCGGCGCCGUCCGGAUCCACGGAUUGCGAGGUGCUGUACAGUGUGGAUCUUACAACCGAGGCGCGCGACCUGCGACCUGGGUCUGUCCUGGUUGAGGUGAAGCUUACGUCAGCCGAGCGCGCGGGUGCCGCUGACGGCGGUGAUGGCGGCAGUCAUGGUGGUGAUGGCGGCGGUCAUGGGGGUGAUGGCGGCGUCAGGGCGGCUGGCGGCCUGCCGCCGCCGCCGGCGCUGUCGGUGGUGCCGGUGCUGCUGGUGGAUGACGCGGGCGUGGCGGCGGAGCUGCAGGCUGCUGUGGACAGCUGGGUUGGCAGCCCUGACGAGCUGGACGGGCUGCUUCACGACUUGGGCGCGUUGCUCAGCCUGCAGCAGGAGCUGGCCGAGCGCGCGGCGCGCGCCCACCUGCAGGCCCGCGUCGGCUCGUCCGCCCCGGCCGUUGCCGCCGCAGCAGCAGCGGCAACAGCCUCUGCGGCGGGUGGUGGUAGCAGCGCUUGGCGUGCGACAGAGGAGGCUGCGGGGAUGGGCCCGGGUGCGGGGCAAGGUCCGGGGUUCGGGGCGCAGGUGGAGACGGCGGCGCUGUGGGCGCGCGUGGCGGCGCUGCACAGCCAUCUGUGUGCCCAUGCCCACGCGGUGGGCUGGUCCCGGCUGCGGGCGUGGCUGGAGGCACGGCGGCGGGCGGCGGUGGCGGCGACGAUGGCAGUGGGCGGCGGCCUGCGGCUGCCGCCAGCCGCACCUGCUGCGGCUCUUGCGCCUGCACCGGCAGUGCCAGCCGCAGCACCCACAGCAGUAGCCGCUACAUCGCUAGCACCAGAAACAGCACUAGCAUCAGGUGCAGCACCAACACGCACGGCUGCGCCCGCCCUGCGGCCUGCACCUGCACCACGGGGGGUGAUGACUCCUCCAGCUGCUGACACCGACUGCCCCGAGCGUGCCGCGCAUACCCCGCCGGAGACGGUGGCUCUGGCCUCGGACGCAAUAGCCUCCGUCACCGCGGGCCUGGUAGUCACCACAGCCGAUGCGCCCAUUUUCAACGUGAAGCCGGAGCAAACGAUGGCUUCGCCACACACCCACAAGCUCGGUGAUGGUGCGGCGGCGGCGGUGGUGGUUGGAGAGGCAGAGGCAGUGCCAACAGCCGAGUCACGGGUGCUCGCCGCACUGCAUGCUCCCGCCGCAGCCCCAGCCGCAGCUGCCGGCGGCGCUGUCGGCAGCAAGCGCUGGCAGGGGCUGCAGCAGCGGUGGGUGCAGCUGCGGGCGCUGUGGCGGCGGCUGGCGGUGUUGCUGGUGGCGGCGGCGCUGCAGCGGCCGGUGCCGGGCGACUCGGUUGAGACGGCGGCGGCGCAUCGCGCGUAUGCGGCCAACUUCGCAACCAACAUGAUGAACGUGAUGCAGGUGUUUGAGCUGGUGGCUGGCGCCACGUGCUUGGUCAGCAGCGGCGGCUGGGCGGACAGCGACAAGGCCUGUGUGGUGGCGGGCGUGGCGGUGGGGCUGGCGCUGGCGGCCGCCUGGCUGGUGCUGCCGGGGCACACGUGGCGGCGCUGGUCGGCGGGCUCCAGGUGGCCGCGCCAGGCAGGCUACACACUGGCUAAGUUCAUGGUUUCGUACCUGGGCUUCUCGCAGCCGCCCAACACGGUGCGACAUGAGCUGAGCUUCAGCAUAUUCGUCGUGGAGGGUCUCAUCGUGCCGGCAGCAGUGCUGAUGACGCCUGCUGAGUCGGUGCUGGUGGGCCUGGUCCGGGCGCCGCUGUGCGUGCGCAUGUGGUGGCUGCACACGUUGGCGCCCACAGCAGCAGCAGCAGCACUGGCAGGAGCACCAGCGGGCUCAAGCUACAGCCUCACGGGGCUCGUGGCGCGCGCGCUGUGCCUCGCUGCUACAGCCUCUUGCGCCACCCUCGCGGUGCACGUGUUCAUUCGUCUGUCGUUUGAGCGCAACUGUCGCGCGAUGCGGGGUGUGCCAGCAGGUGCCAACGGCAGCAAUGGUGUUGGUGUGACAGCGGGCGUGGCGGCGGGCGACGCGGCCCUAGCUGGCGCACUGGGUGAUGACAGCGGUGGCGCCGGCGCGGAGGACGUGACGGCGCUGGGGAAGAAUCCGUCAAGUCCGGGUGUUGGAUUGGCGGCAUUGAAGGCAAAGGACCAAUGAGCACGCCGGGCGUGCCUGCGGCAUAGACGACGUCAAAUCGGUCUUUCAAUCCUCGAGGUGGGUUUAGGUUUGUGUGGACUCCUGGCAUGUGCGCCGAUGUCACAAUAAGCAACAUCGGCUAAAGUUAGGGUUGGGUCAGUGUAUGAUUGAUGCCAUUUUAUCAGGUGUAGGAUGUGGCCGGAGACUGUGGCAACGUUUGCGCAUCUGAUGCACGGCACGCCAGCGACUGAUGUGCAGCACUAGUUGUUCCUAGAAUAGAUAUAUAAAGACGCUCGGAAAAAGGGCUCUGAAGCAUUGGCUUCAUGCAUGGCGUUUCGUAUCUUACACUGUAAGUUGAGCCCAGGGCACCCAACCCAAGUGCUCUGGUGUCGGGCGAGGUUGUGCGGAUUCGAGGGGCGCUGGAGUGCGGGCUGCGGUGCAGUCAUUAUGAGUAUUGGACGCAUGUGACUUUGAAUGCGUGUGUAUGGGCCAACAGUGUCCUGAUUGCAGGCAGCAUGGCUGCAUGGUGGCGGGGUGGUGCUGGUUAGGUGCAACUGGGGGACAAAGGGCGUGAAAGGUGCGGUGGCGGCUGGUUCGGUACAGAAGCCGGCGACGGGUCUGCCCGCCUUGCUUGGUGGCCAGAGUGUGGGGUUGCAUUGCGGAAUUUGCGGGGAGCAGGUGCGCGCGUAUGCGGCUGCCCUUGUGCACCAGAGGCAGACAGCCAUGCUACGUGGACGCACGUGAGAUGCGGUAGCGGGCAGGGGGAUUGUGUCUAACAAUUGGCAGAUGGUAAGAGCAGGCUUGCAUGUAUAAUGCAUGUAUGAUGCAUAGAUGAGUGACAUGGAGAAGGGCCGAGCCGGAAAGUGGCUAUUGGCGCGUAACAGUACAAACUCGGCCUGUUACGCGCCAAUGCCCUCCCCGCGCAAACCAGCAGCGCAAUGGGUCCCAUGGGUCCCAUGCGUUGUCCUAGCUGUAAGCUUUGUCUCCAUCACUCUAGACACCAAUACACCACUCAUCAAUCGAGUUCAAUAAUAUGGCUGGCUUGGAUACCGUAUAUAGCCAGCCAAUGUGGUGAUUUACUGUUACUAUCAACGUGAUAUAUAGGAGGUUCAGGGUUUCAUGCCCAUCUGGGGUAAAUGCAACUGCGAGAGGUCAGAGUAUUUCUGGCCUUGAUCUGUUAAUAUGUGAGGUGGUUGCAGGCCUGCGGGUUUCUUCAGCGCUAGCCCUCUGACGCCGUUCCAGUAUAUCGCGUGUACCGGGCGUAGACCAAUUGUUGCGUCAUGUGGGAGCGCAAUGGCAAGAGCCUCGUAUGCCACAGUUGAUCCGGACGCAGUCAGCUGGCGAGGGCGGGUUGCAGCCAGCAGUACCGUAGUACUGGUGUCCGGGCCGCAGAUUGGGCAUGCUCUUGGGCAUGCUUGGUGAUGCUGGACAGCGGCCCGACUGGUCAGCACACCGAAGUUCUGCAGCCCGCUUACCUGCGCCACCCUGGUGUACGGCGGGGCAACACCCUAUAACAGUGGAUCGGACACUGGUAAUACUCGGUGGGAUCCGGCACCGUGAGUCUUUGCCUCUUUGGCCAUGCGGCUUGUUGCAGGACCGGGCUAAAACAGCUACCUCCGGAGCGUUUUAGGCUUCUUAGUUCAC